Molecule: messenger RNA, 2021 nt
Organism: Ctenopharyngodon idella (grass carp)
Lineage: Eukaryota; Metazoa; Chordata; Actinopteri; Cypriniformes; Xenocyprididae
Exons: 1
Coding region: 3-2021 (672 amino acids)
Source: RefSeq, a predicted model, not a curated record
CAAUGAAACGGCCAGGAGUACCUUCACCACAACUCUCUGUAAGACAUGUUCCAACACCAUGUCCGUCACCUCAGCUUUCAGUGAGAGCUGGUUCACCAAUGUCUGUACGCUCUCCAUCGCCGAUCCUCUCACAGAGAAAUGCUCUGCAUAAUGAAUUAAUCAAUCGCGCCUCACUCAGAUCACAAUUUCCAUUGAGCAGCACUCCUCAGCCUCAGAUAAUAACUGAAUUUGCCCAGAGAGUUGAACAAGGGCCAUCUCCUCUACUAACAAAUGCUUUACAGAACCCAAAUCUUGCUGGCGCUUCAUUCAGUUCACCACUUCCAAGGUUUAAAUCCCCAAUGUCACAGAUGAACCAAAGUUUAUCUCAGAGCUCUUCUCCAGCCUUAACAAAUGCAUUACAAAAUCCACUUCUCCGUAAUGCCACUUACCGCUCACCUUUGCAAAGGUCUGCAUCUCCUCAUUCUAUAGUGACACCUCAAGAGGUUCAGGUAAACAAUCAGAUUUCUUCUUCAAUGCUCUCUAAUGCAUUGCAAAACCCUUACCUACGUAAUGCCUCCCUCACUUCCCCAUUGCAAAGAAGCACAUCUCCAUAUUCUCCCACAGCUGCUCAGCAGGCACCGCAGAACAUUUUGCAAUCUUCUUCAGUACUAACUAAUGCACUACAAAAUCCUCAAUUACGCAGUGCCUCAUAUAUCUCACCUCUUCAGCGAAAUACAUCUUUAUAUGCUCCGGUGAUGUCUCAACCUGAACAGCAAACAUCAGUAUUAUCAAAUGCACUUAAGAAUCCUAACUUAAGAAAUGCAUCCUAUACCUCUCCUUUACAGAGGAGUCCUACUCCAUUCGUGCAAGCACAGGAUUAUUCUUCACCUUUGUCAAAUGCAUUAAAGAAUCGAAACCUUCAAGGUGCUUCCUUUCGGCUACCUGAUGGAUCAAUAAUAUCUAGGAAUUUGGCAGGCCAAAAAGAGCAGGCUACUACAUCUGUUCUGUCAAAUGCUUUGCAAAAUCCCAAUCUCCGGAAAGCAACUUAUAGGCUCCCUGAUGGUACGAUAAUGAGAAAUGAGCCAGCACAACCAGCUCAAUCUUCUUCACUGCUAUCCAAUGCUCUUCAGAAUCCUAACAUUCGAAAAGCAAGUUACAGGCUUCCUGAUGGAACACUUGUAUCCAAUACCACUGAUCAAACUGUGGACACAACAAAAUCCUCACCAUACUUGGGAAGUGCUCUACAGAAUAUUAACCUACGUAAAUCUGCCUAUAAACUACCUGAGGGUGCUCUUUUUUCCCGAAACCAACCAGUAGAGCAGUCACCCUCUCCACUUCUUUCAAGUGCUCUUCUGAACUCCAACCUUCGUAAGGCUUCCUAUAGACUUCCUGAUGGAACACUUUUGACUAAGAGCUCUGAACAGGAACAGGAACCAGAGCAAUCAAUUUCAUCUCAUUUGUCAAGCGCAUUGCAAAAUGUUGGUAAGGCCAACUAUCGCUUACCUAAUACCUCCGGCCUGUUUAGAAAUCCUAAACAAGAGCAAGCUCCCCCUUCAAUGCUGUCCAGUGCCCUUCUAAACCAAAACCUUCGUAAAGCAUCUUACAGAUUGCCUGAUGGAUCAAUCAUAACAAGAGGUAAACCAGCUCAAAGUGAAUCACCCACAUCACCCUUUCUGGGAAAUGCCUUGACGAAUGUUAACUUGCGCAAAGCCUCCUACAAGUUGCCGUCAACACUGGGACGUUCUCCAGAGGACCCAAGGUACGCAGUAGUGACCCCUCAGAUUCAGGGUCAGUCUGGUGAACACUGGGCUCAAAAUCAAAUAAUAGAUCUUCAUGAGCCAGAUGAUGUAUGGUCUUCAGAAAGAGUCCUCCCUCAUCAUACUGUUCAGAACCUCACAAAAUGGUCCAUGUAUAGGGAUGAAGAACUGGAGAAUUUUGUCAUCCCUGUGUUUCCCGGCCAAGAGACAGAUAGCACAGAACCUGCAUGGCUACCAGAUAGAGAAGGUGAACCUCAAGGGAACUGGUAUGACAAGGUAACAUAA